Messenger RNA from Telopea speciosissima, 625 nucleotides. RefSeq names its product probable glutathione peroxidase 4. NCBI's taxonomy places the organism in Eukaryota, Viridiplantae, Streptophyta, Magnoliopsida, Proteales, Proteaceae. Gene Ontology annotation, biological process: response to oxidative stress. Gene Ontology annotation, molecular function: glutathione peroxidase activity. The record is from RefSeq and is a predicted model, not a curated record. The transcript is spliced from 6 exons. Bases 65 to 580 code for a protein of 171 amino acids.
UACAAAAGGGAAGAAAAUCUAUCCACUCAAACAAGGAAGAAAGGAAACGAGAAGAAUCAGUCUGAUGGGUUCUUCUCAAUCGGUUUCCCAACAGUCCAUCCAUGAAUUCUCAGUCAAGGAUAGCAGAGGUAGGGACGUUGAUCUUAGCAUUUACAAAGGGAAAGUUCUUCUUGUUGUCAAUGUUGCUUCCAAAUGUGGGUUUACGGAUGUCAAUUACACCCAGUUGACAGAGCUCUAUAGUAAAUACAAAGACAAAGGUUUGGAGAUUUUGGCAUUUCCAUGCAAUCAAUUCUUGUAUCAAGAGCCUGGGACAAGCCUUGAGGUAGAGACAUUUGCUUGUACAAGAUACAAGGCUGAGUAUCCAGUUUUCCAAAAGAUUCGUGUUAAUGGUCCACAAGCAGAACCAGUCUACAAAUUCCUAAAGGCUAGUAAACCUGGAGGUACAUUUGGGUCAAGGAUCAAAUGGAACUUCACCAAGUUUCUAGUUGAUAAAGAGGGUCGUGUUAUCAAACGAUAUGCGACUACUAUUGCUCCAUUGUCCAUCGAGCAAGACAUCCAGAAAGUGCUGGGAUUGGUAUGAGACUUCACAUUCAAGUUGGGUCCACAACGAAUUAGAUACCAGGGG